UCCUGCAGCGACCCCAGUCAAUGAAGAGCAGACUUAACUCAUCCUGGACAUAUUUUCACAAGGAAACACAAUGCCUUUGUGGUGCUUGCUGGUGCUUUUGGCUCUCCCAGACCCAACUGUGACCACCAACCCUGGAGUCAAGGUCCAAAUUACCCAGCAAGGCUUGGACUAUGGCCGACAAAUUGGAAUCGCGUAUCUGCAGGAGAAGCUGAAGUCUAUCAGCAUCCCUGAUAUCUCUGGAUCAGAGAAGGUUUCUCCCAUUGGCAAAGUCGAGUACAGACUCUCAGGUAUGAGAAUCACAGACUUGGGCCUGCCGCAGUCCUCUCUGGGCCUCGUCCCCGGCACUGGUAUCAGCCUGUCCAUUGGCAACGCCUUCAUCAAUCUGCACGGAGACUGGCAUGUCAAAUAUCUCAAAUUCAUAAAAGACAGUGGCUCCUUUGAUUUGGCCGUAAGUGGUCUGACCAUCAAGGCCACCAUCAGUGUGGGCAGAGACGAAACGGGACGACCCACCAUAAGCAGCAAUGGCUGCACGGCCAGCGUGGGUGGUGUCCGUGUCAAGUUUCAUGGAGGAGCCAGUUGGUUGUACAACCUUUUUACAAGCUUCAUUGAAAAACAGUUGCGCAGAUCUUUAGAGCAAAAGAUCUGCCCAUUGGUGCAUGAUGGCAUAUCUGAUCUAAACCCCCAGCUGAAAACUCUGAAUGUGCUAGCUAAAGUGGAUAAGUAUGCUGAAAUUGAGUACUCCAUGGUUACUCCUCCCUCCAUUUCAAACUUCCUCAUUGAGUUAAGCUUAAAGGGUGAGUUCUACAACAUCGGCCAACACCAGGAGCCUCCCUUCUCUGCGCCGCCUUUCUCCCUGCCCCCCCAGACGAGCAGCAUGCUGUACAUCGGCCUGUCCUCCUUCAUGGCCAAUUCAGCAGGCUUUGUCUACAACAGAGCCGGAGCUCUCAGCCUGUACAUCACCGACGACAUGGUCCCCUCAAGCUCUCCCAUACGGUUGAACACCAAAACAUUUGGAGUGUUCAUUCCAGAGAUCUCCAAACGCUUUCCUGACAUGAUGAUGAAGCUCCUGCUGAAGACAUCCACACAGCCCAACGUGACCUUUGAGCCCAAUAACGUGACUCUGCAGGCCACGGGAACUCUCACGGCCUACGCCAUCCUGCCCAACACCACGCUGGAGCCUCUCUUCAUCCUCAACAUGGAUGCCAGUGUCAGUGGCAAUUUCUAUAUAAGUGGACUGAAACUGGUUGGAUCUCUACAACUGAACGGAUUUGACAUGUCACUGGGAACUUCAUAUGUGGGAGAGUUUCAGGUGAAACCUCUCCACAACAUCUUCAUGUUGGUUAUGAAACUGGCUGUAAUACCAAAAGUUAACGAAUACCUUCAGCAGGGUUUUCCUCUUCCAGCCAUUGGUAGAAUGAACCUCAUCAACAGCAAGCUGCAAGUCCACAAGGACUACAUGCUGAUUGGAACAGACGUUCAUUUCACAAAGUGAUGUCCUCACACCCCAUGACUGGAGAUGUGUAUCUUUACUGAUUUUCUAACGGCUCACAACAGAAAGAUAAUUAUAUAACAAUGUAUAAAUGUUAAGUUUUCUCCAUUUGUCGUUUGUAAGAGAGUAUUGCAAGAGGAGAAUUUUAAAGUUUUUUUUUUUUUACUCUAUUCCAAUGAUUUAUUAAUCUUCUUUGAAUAUUGCGAUUCUCAUGUGUCCAUACUGCAUAUAAAUGCAUUUAUAUCUUUUCAAAAUGAAGAGAUAAAUAACAUUUCAUAUUUCCUUAUGCUCGGCUGCAACAAGUGUCAUGUUAGAUUUCCUCACAAGACACACAAUAUACAGUUUAUACGCAAUAGUUUUUUUAUUCUUAAUAAAAUAAAAUGUGUAGGUGGAGGUGUGGAGGCAGAACAAACAUAGUGCACAAAACUGUUUAUACUACCUGAGCGUAUUUACAAGUUUGCUCACCACAGUAUAGGUACAGACUUCAAGAGUAAACCAGGCCAACACAACAAAAACAACCGCAUCGAGUGCCAAACUAACUCACCUACAAAAGAAAAAUGAAACAAAAGACAAUCGCUCUCACUUUCUCCCUAUCCAAAUACACAAAUAAAUCGAACAAAUAAAAACCGUCAAUCACUCUUUACACCAUACACGAUACACGCGCAGCAUGUCAACACCAGGGACUAGGCUUCCUCGUAGUCAGGAACACGGGCAAAAUGGUCGCUAGACAGGAACGGCAAAUAUACAGAACAGGCGAUCAAAAAGCAGGGGGCAAAGCAAAAAGCGAUAAACCAGAAAACAGACCGGAGUCAUGCCCAAGCGAUUACAACAGGAUAAAGCACGAAGUACAAGCAGGGCAGCAAGUUGCAACCCGGAGGACCCGGGGACUUCGGCGUCGUCGAUCCCCUUCUACGUAUAACCCGGAAAUGACGACAUCCGUCAAGAGAGACCCAGGAGUGGAUAUCUGCGUUGGCCGGAGCCAAUGAAACACCAGAACGUUACAGACGCAAAUUACGCAAUCCGUAAUAAACGCAUAUCCUUGCGGUGCGAACCCCAAAAUCCUCACGGCGCGUAGCAGUUGAGGCAUACUCACAUAAAGGGGACAAAAAACAUAUUGUGGCGUGUAGUCGAGUCGUUUUUGUAAAGAACAUGACAGCUCUUUUAAAAUUAAAUACUCUAUUUAACAGUCAGUAUCGGUUUAAUUAUAGUAUUACCGGCAGCACAGACAAGGAAACCAUCAGUUUGCAUGACAUUCACGAUUACACGCUAAUGAAACACAAGGAUUAAACGGCAAACAUUACACAGUAAUGACAUUUAUAAUUAACAUAAAUACAAAUAAAUACAGGCCAUAUGGUGGUCAGUUAAGGUUAUACAAAACAACAAACAAUGAGCUUUUAUCCAAAAGAACACUUGUGUUUGGGUCUGAACAUUUAAAAUAUUGGCAUUACAGAGCUUACAUGUCAUGGACCGAGUCUGGAGUACCAUCACUGACACUCUGACAACCUCAUCAGUCCACUCAUAACCAAAUCUGACUGUAGUGCAAUUCAGACACUUUCAAAGUCCACCAUAAAAGCUCACACUGACAAAAGUUAUCCUACAUCCAACACUAGCCCAGAAGAUUAAGUGCGGGAGGAGUACCUGGGAUUAUUCUCUGUAUGUUUGCUACAAGCUCCAGGUUUGCUUCUGUCAUGGUAAAAGAAACACAAAUAAGCAUUCAUAUUAUACAAAAUUUAAAACUGUACUGCGAAAAUACACCUCAGUUUCUGUUUCAUUCAUCUGUCAUCGCACAGGGCACAAGGCAGGGGGCGCCCUGGAAAGAAGGCCAGUCCAUUGCCAGGCAUGCACGCAUCCAUAAACUAGGGGCAAUUUAGAAACAUCAAAUAGCCUAACUGCAUGUCUUGGACUGCAGGAGAAAACUAUCUGGAGGAGACCCAUGCAACCAAGGGACGUUUUAGAGAGUAACUCCUAAAAACAUGACAGCGAGUGACUUCAGCACUCACUACCACAGAGUACCAGGUACUUUAGGAAUUUUCCAUGUUCCUGCAUGAAUAUGACUUAUAAUCAGAUCUUCACACAAGUCCAAAAAGUAGUUGAGAGAACAAAAUUGAACAAAUGAGACUAUUUAAAAUGAUCCAAUGUCACAAAUCUGUCAGUGGCAAAAGUAUGUGUCAUUUGAAGGUGAGAUAAGAGUCAGGUGCUGUCAAUCAGUGUCGUGGUUGUCAAUCAAAUGUGAUGACAAUCAGAUGUUAAUGGGCACCCUGUUUAUAUUAAAACAGCUACAUUUGUGCAGCAUCAGUGUAUUAUGCCAUGGACCUCAAAAAAACAAUUGUUGAUGCUCAUUGUGCUGGGAAAGGCUACAAAAACAUCUCUAAAGAGUUUAGAGACAGAUUGUGUACAAGUGGAAGAGGUUUUGAUUAAAAUCCUCUGUCACAUUGGUUAACCCUUUGAACCCCAUCCAUUUUUGAGCGUUUUUCUAUCUCUUUGGUAUUAGGCUUAUUACAUGGUAUGUACCUGAGUUAGCCACAUAUCCUGUAUGUUUUUGUUUUCGUGACAUUCUGGACUACUCAGAUAUGAGUAUAAAAUAUUUGAUGUGUGAAUACUGACAGUCUUGAUGUCAUCCUGUUUAUGAGGAAAAACUACCUGCACCUAUUGAAAUUUCUCAAGUAUUAUGGACUGUAUUUGCUGAAAAUAAGAUUUUAUGGAAAAUAUUAACUUGCACUAAAACCCUUGUAUAGUUCACAUAAAUGAUGCAACGUUACAUCAUUUUAUUUUAUUCUGUGAAACAUGAAAAAUCGAUUUGCUGGGCUGGUUUAAUAAUAAAGUAUAAAUAUGUCACAGGUUGAAUAAAUAAAAUAAUGUGGCAUUCGAGUGGCGAGGAGAUCAUGAGGUGGACUGCAAAGUCUAGUUUUUAGCAGACUCUUUCAUUGCACGAUCCUUAAAAGGACAGUGGUAAAACAGUGAACAUGAACAAGGAAUAAACUCACUCACACAGAGACAGGGAGCCUUAAAUCCACAAAACGAAAUACAGGUUAAACCUUUACUUUACUUUCACUUCUGCCUACAUAACAUUUCUGUUCCAUUCUUUUUUGAAACUGGUGGAAAUGCAGGCUGGUUCUCCAAAGGCACCAAGCAAGAACCAGCCCAGCACCAGCACCAACUCUGUGUUGGUGGAAACGAGGUAAAAGUGACUGAAAUUGACUGUGAAUGUACAAUUUUUGGCAAAGUUGUGUUUUUGGUUUUUCUCCAAUGAUUUAUUUGUUUAAAUCUGUGUAUAUUAUUGAUUAAAUGUUGAUUCUGAUAAUACA
Paramormyrops kingsleyae is the source of this 4794-nucleotide messenger RNA. Its product is annotated as bactericidal permeability-increasing protein-like. Gene Ontology annotation, molecular function: lipid binding. The record is from RefSeq and is a predicted model, not a curated record. NCBI's taxonomy places the organism in Eukaryota, Metazoa, Chordata, Actinopteri, Osteoglossiformes, Mormyridae.